Messenger RNA from Polistes dominula (European paper wasp), 2772 nucleotides. RefSeq lists its product as uncharacterized. NCBI's taxonomy places the organism in Eukaryota, Metazoa, Arthropoda, Insecta, Hymenoptera, Vespidae. Gene Ontology annotation, molecular function: transmembrane transporter activity. The record is from RefSeq and is a predicted model, not a curated record. Gene Ontology annotation, biological process: transmembrane transport.
UUCUCAUUCUAUUGUUUGCCUUGCUUUUAUCAUAAUGCAUAACCAUCCGAGCGAACGAAAACGAGAAACUUGCCGCAAAAAACACUAUCUCAAGCUAUCAUAGACUAUAAAAACUAUAUCGCGAUCACGGGAAUGACAUAGUGUUUACCAGAAAUAAAAUAUCGUUGGACAAGAGUAAUAGUACUGAUGUAAAAUUAGAAUAUCGUAAUAAAAGAUCUCGAGGAGGAGAUCGAGGUGAAAAAAAAAGAAAAAAGAAACUUAAAAAAAUUGAAAAGAAAAAGAUCGAUCGAGUUGAAACGAUGUGUCACGAGAAAGAGGAUUGUUGUAUGUGAUGAAGGCUCGUGAACGUGUUAGAAGGGAUGUUGUCGUGCAAAGUCCCGCUUUUGAGGACAGCGGGCUUGCAACUUCCGGUGAACUUGGUGAACAAUCUUUUUCAGGAGAGUGCGAGGGUGUUGCGUGUUUGCCAGCUCGCGAAGGAGUCAAAGGGAUCGACGGUGACCCUAAUCGAGAUCCCAGGUAUACUAUAAAACAACAUUACUAUCCCGAAAGUGGUUGGGGUUGGGUCAUCGUUGUUACCGGUGUAAUGGUGCAGAUUCUUGCUACUGGAAUUCAUGGUGCUGUUGGUGCCUGGUUGAUUCUUGAUGGAACAAAACGAUUUCGGCAACCCUUACUUAAUGUAGGAUGGCUCGGUGCAAUGUCCACUGGCGUAGCCUUGUUGGUGUCACCCGUAACGAUAGCCUUUUGUAGAAGAAAAAGUACCAGAGUUACGGCCGUUUUGGGUGGCCUCGUUACGGCACUAGGAUGCCUCUUCACGUCCUUCGCCUCGCAAUUUCAUCAAUUGUUCUUCAGCUACGGUACCAUGGUGGGCAUAGGUGUGAGUAUGACAAGAGAUUGCAGUACACUAAUGGUAGCACAAUAUUUCAAACGAAGAAGAGAACUAGUUGAAAUCUUCAUCGUUUCUGGAAGUGGUUUGGGUAUAGCAGUAAUGUCAGCCUUUAUAAAAGGCACCAUUAGCAAAAUAGGUUGGCGACUGGGUCUUCAAGCUGUGACAGGUGUUGUCUUCCUUACGUUCAUUUUAGGAACAUUUUAUCGCAGUGCCUCGCUUUAUCAUCCUCAACGUCGAGCAAUAUUACAUUUGAAGAAUCAAAAGAGAAAAAUUAAGGAUAAAAACAAAACCGACGACAGGCCACCGUUCUUUGAUUUUAGCACUCUCAAAAGUAAAACCGUGAGAAUAUUAUUGGUCUCAACAGGAAUAUCAGCUUUCGGGAUUAACACGCCGAUAUUUUAUCUGGCUCAUCAAGCGGAAGAGGAAGGACUCGGUGACACCGUUGUAUUACUCCAAGCUUAUCUCGGAUUGGCUUGGACCCUUGGCUGCGUUGCCUUUGGUCUUUUGGUCGUUCAUCGAAAUGUCGAGUGCAGAAUUGCAAGGCAAUACCUUACACAAGCCGCUGUAUUCGUAUGCGGGCUUUGCAUUCUUGCUCUGACCGCUGUUCAAGGAAAUUAUCACGGAUACGUUAUGUUCACAUGGAUUUACGGCAUCUUUUGUGGUGGCUAUCAUUACAGUCUUAAGAUGUAUACGUAUGAGAGGGUGAGAGCCAGAAAUUUUGCCAAAACUUGGGGAUUCGUUCAAUGUUCUCAGGCUAUACCCAUUGCCAUUGGUGUGCCAAUUUCUGGAUACAUAAAUGUUGGUUGUGGUGGUAAAGCAGGUUAUUACUUUAGUUCGACUUGCGUUUUAGUCGGUAGUUUUACUUUAUUCUUCAUAGAUCUUCAUAGACGAAAUUUGUCAAAACACAAACAUACCAGAGCAAAUGGUAGCAAACAUUUAUGCGUUCUUGGUAAUUGUCCUCAACAACGAAGACCAUCGUUCAGUCAUGAACAAGAAAAUGACGGUACCCACGUGGCAGCUGCUGGUGCUGCAGCUGCUGCUCUUGUCAUAGGAGCUGAACUUGGACCGACACCCGGUGAUAUGAUUGACGCUAUGGGAACAGAAAAACCAGAACUAACGUGUAUUUCUGAAGAAGGUAUAGCCGAUAUGGAUUUGCCGGAUAAUCUUCUUGAAGAUUUAGAUUACAUCGGUGACUGCAUAACCUCGUGCAACAAGGUUGAAAACUACCUCAUGCUUUCUGAAUUUGAGAACAAUCUUAUAGCAGAAAUGCCGAUUAUUAUGGGCCGGCGAGGUCGCAGAUGGUCCUUGGCACGAUCGAAGGCUGGUCAAACAACAACAACUGCAACAGCAGUUUGUAGUGGCCAACAAGGAACGAGUAGUAGUAGUACUAAUGCAGUGGCUGGUAACAACUCACCAAUUCAGGAAGAAGAUACGAACGAUACGAACAAGUGGCACCUUGGAAGUCAGCCUACCAACGCUAAUAGUCGAACGAUUACGGUCAUUGACGAAGCCAGUACGUAAUUUCGACCAUUGAAGGAUUUCUUGCGAAACGAAAAAAGAGAACAAAGAAAAUAAAACAAAAUAAAAUAAAAUAAAAAGGAAGAAGAAGAGAAAAGGAAGAGGAACUGAAAAAAAAGCAUUAUACCUUUAAAGGGAAAAGAUAAUUUAGUUAUAAUGGCACGAAAAAACGUAUCUUUUGUAUAAGACAAUUUCCAUUCGUAAAUAAUAAUAAUAAUAAUAAUAAUAAUAAUAAUAAUAAAAUUUUGUUAAACUAUAACAUUUGAAACGAUCCGACUGUGACACUGCCUAUUUUGAUAACUACACGAUAAUUUGAUAAUGGCUUCUUUUUCUUGGUAUCUUUGUUUCGUUUUUUUUUUUUAGAACAC